Dreissena polymorpha is the source of this 858-nucleotide messenger RNA. RefSeq lists its product as uncharacterized. NCBI's taxonomy places the organism in Eukaryota, Metazoa, Mollusca, Bivalvia, Myida, Dreissenidae. The record is from RefSeq and is a predicted model, not a curated record. The transcript has 3 exons. Bases 1 to 858 code for a protein of 285 amino acids. Gene Ontology annotation, molecular function: hydrolase activity, acting on ester bonds.
AUGCCUGAGGUAACGGUGCGGGUAGAUGGGGGAAUUGCAGUUUUCUGCAAUCCACCCAACUACCCAAGGGAAUAUCCCAGUGUCACUGGCUUCGGGUCGGCUGUCGGGGUGCAUCCUAAGGCGCCUCUAAGGGACGUUAACGGUGUGGUAGGACAGGUGGAGAGAGAAUUGUGGAAGGAUGGGGUGGUAGCGCUUGGAGAGAUCGGUUUAGACCGAUCCGUGCCUGAACGUGAGUGGAGUAGGCAGGAGGAGAUGUUUGUGGGGCUGUUAGAGUUGGCUUGCCCUAGGCGACCAGUGAUUUUGCAUAUUCGGGGGCAGGACACGUACUCUUGUGAGGCUAGUGCCCUUGCUCUCCGUCUCAUGCAGAAAAACGUAAGUCCGACACAAAGAAUACACCUCCACUGCUUUACGGGAACUCUUGAUCAGGUUCUGAGUUGGUCCGUCGGAUUCCCUUGGUGUUACUUUAGCAUCUCGGGUCUGGUUGCUCGUUUUGAUGAGGUGCAAAAGUCAGCUGUGCGAGGGAUUCCGGCCGAUCGACUUCUAGUGGAGACCAACUCUCCCUACUUGCGAGUCCUGAGUAAUAAAGACAAUACUCCGGCGUACGUAGGUGAGGUUGCGAAUGCUGUGGCCCAGAUCCGAAAGGUAGGCUACUGCUCCGUAAGCUUGAAUGCUGACAUCGACAAAUACGUGCAUUAUGGGGAGAUCGUCUGCUUCAUGGUGGGAGGGAUGAAAUGUCGUCUGUUGACCUCCUACACCCGUAUCCCCUCGACCACGCUGCAUAUCCAUGGGAUGAAACGUCGGCUGCUGACUCCCUAUGCUCGUAUCCCGUUGAUCACGCUCGGCGAUAAGUGUGCCUAA